AUGGACAAGGAGAAAUUUCAAAGGAGACUACUGACCAUAUUUGGGGAGGCACUAGAAGAAGAUAAUUUAGAUUUCUUUUCUAUUUCUAUCGGCGAUGAACUCGACAACUCAAAACGACUGCCUCGUUUGAUGUGUCGAGUCAAAAAUUCCCUAUCAGUCCACUAUUGCAACCGCGAAGUGCAGGUGGCAGAUAGGGGUCCAGAGAGCGAGGGCUACAUCCGGACACCCGGAUAUCCGCACUUCUACAUCGGAGACGAGUGCCGAUGGAAACUCCGGGCACAUCCGGAACAACGAAUACGAGUUACCUUGCUUGAUGUUAGUUUAAGAAGUAUAGGCCCAUUUGAAAAUAACUGCACUGAUUAUGUGGCAGUGUAUGAUUCAAACGGCGAUUCUCUUCUAAGCAGCUGUGAUCAAGUUGAAAUGCCAUUACGCUUGCUCUCUGUAACAAACACCGUUGAAGUAUUAGUUGAAGCUAGAUCUAAGGGCGCCUUCCCAAAAAGAGGCGUGUUGUUACAUUAUAAAAGUUUAGGGUGUGUUACUGUAUCAGCGCCAUCUAACGGCUACAUUGUGUAUAGAAAUGAAGAUGUAGCGCACUACGUGUGUGAUGUGAAUUUUGUUUUCAUCGACACACGACAAAGGGCGCGGAUAUUAUGGUGCUAUGAUGAUAAUAGAUGGAAUGAUACUGUUCCAGAAUGUAUCGAAGAGACGACUCCUCAGGUGGUCGUCGCAAAUUAUUCUGUCCCGGAGGUCGAUAAAGAUACAAAACUGCCGCACAACGAGGGAAAUAUGAUAGUUGACAUCGUCAUCCCGUCGCUACUGAUAGCGGCGUUGUUCAUCGGAAACGCAUUCAUCGUACUCAUUAUAUACAAAUACAGAAAACGGAAAACAGAUGAUCUAGAAGACGAGUUCAACACAAUCCCCCUGAGUGUUAACGGCAACGUCCACAGCGCCGGUAACGCGGUCUAG
This is a messenger RNA of Pieris macdunnoughi, 966 nucleotides long. The record is from the annotation of a GenBank genome assembly. NCBI's taxonomy places the organism in Eukaryota, Metazoa, Arthropoda, Insecta, Lepidoptera, Pieridae.